Molecule: messenger RNA, 754 nt
Organism: Balaenoptera acutorostrata (minke whale)
Lineage: Eukaryota; Metazoa; Chordata; Mammalia; Artiodactyla; Balaenopteridae
Product: 10 kDa heat shock protein, mitochondrial-like
Exons: 1
Coding region: 310-618 (102 amino acids)
Cellular component (GO): mitochondrial matrix
Molecular function (GO): ATP binding; protein-folding chaperone binding; protein folding chaperone
Source: RefSeq, a predicted model, not a curated record
CAAUUGGUCACUGAAGAAGAGUAUUUAUCUUCAUUCAGCACUAAGGACAAAAUACAUGGACUUUUACAAUCUUUAUAAGGGGAAAGGUUGCUUAGUAGACUUCAGGUUUAAUGGUGAAGACUAGAAAAUAAUCAUACCUAGGAGGCUAGUAAGUAACAACCCUCAAAGCUUAUCAUUAAAGGUCAAGUACCUGUUGAAAUCCUGCCCCCACCCAAUGACUCUUCCCACUGUGCCUACUGCCUCUGAUUUUAACCCAUUAAAAGAAUAAAGCUGGAGAGAGCGAGAGUACGAAGCGCGGCAACCCGAGUCAUGGCAGGACAGGCAUUUAGAAAGUUUCUUCCCCUCUUUGACCGAGUAUUAGUUGAAAGAAGUGCACCCGAAGUUGUAACCAAAGGAGGCAUUAUGCUUCCAGAAAAAUCGCAAGGAAAAGUAUUGCAAGCAAUGGUAGUAGCUGUUGGAUCAGGCUCUAAAGGAAAGGCUGGAGAGAUUCAACCAGUUAGUGUGAAAGUUGGAGAUAAAGUUCUUCUCCCAGAAUACGGAGGCACCAAAGUAGUUCUAGAUGACAAGGAUUAUUUCCUAUUUAGAGAUGGUGACAUUCUUGGAAAAUAUGUCGACUAAAAUAAGUCACUAUUGAAAUGGCAUCACGUGAAGCUGCCCGUUCCCCCAAUGGCAUCACGUGAAGCUGCCACUGAAGUUCUGAAAUCUUUCAUCCUGUAAAUAAUUUCCGUGUUUUUUUUAUAAUAAAGUAAUGAUA